Lucilia sericata (common green bottle fly) is the source of this 456-nucleotide messenger RNA. RefSeq names its product protein NCBP2AS2 homolog. The record is from RefSeq and is a predicted model, not a curated record. The coding region runs from base 100 to 354 and encodes 84 amino acids. The transcript is spliced from 2 exons. Lineage: Eukaryota; Metazoa; Arthropoda; Insecta; Diptera; Calliphoridae.
AAUUAAAGCAACAACUUAUACGCAAAUACAAAGAUAUACAAUUUUAAGUUUAAAAAUCAUAAAUCCUAAAUACUAACUUUAAGUUAUUUCCCUUAAACUAUGGUUCUGCGUAUAUUGAUGCGUUAUUUGGCGAAUAAUGAACAGCUAAUAAAUCGUAUGGCCGAAAGUUAUCCUAUGCGUAGAGCUGCACAAAUUGUUGUAUCUAUAAUGUAUCGUGCUAAACAUGUGGCCGAGGAUAAGGGCUUACAUGAAAUGACACCGGAACGUUUUAAGUCAUUUAUGAAUGUUUUUAAAAGUAAUAUUAAACAAGAAAUCGAGGGAGUUAAGGAGGAGUUAAAGAAAAAGAAAUUUUAGUUUAUUUUUUGUAGUUUGUAGUGUUAUUUGCAAGAGAAAUUAUGAAAUGUAAAGACUUUAGAAAUAAAUAAUAAAUCUAUUUAUUUUAAGUAAAAUGUGAAA